Messenger RNA from Motacilla alba alba, 826 nucleotides. RefSeq names its product microtubule cross-linking factor 1-like. The coding region runs from base 14 to 445 and encodes 143 amino acids. The transcript has 3 exons. Lineage: Eukaryota; Metazoa; Chordata; Aves; Passeriformes; Motacillidae. The record is from RefSeq and is a predicted model, not a curated record.
GCCCCGCGGCUUCAUGGCGUCGCGGCUGUGCCGGGCGCGGGGCCGCCGCCAUUUUGUGCAGCGGGCGGCGAGGCGCCCGCGCGCCAGCGGGGAGCGGCGCCAUUUCCUGCCCUCCCCCGGCGCGCGCCGGCAGCGCCUGAGGCGGCGGGGACGGGCAGGGCACGGUGAGGGGACGGGCGCGGGGGACAAAGCCCCGGGGAGCGGAUCCCGCUCGGCCGGGGCCAUCCGCGCUCCCUUGGGCCGUGCGCGGGCCCCGCGGGGCCGCACGGCCAGGCCGGGGACAGCGAGCGCUGUGCCCUUCCCUUCUCGGCCUCCUGCCGCAUUAUCUCCCGCUGCCAUUCGAGUCCGGCUCUGGGGCAGAAGGACGCUGUGCUUAAAGCUGUGCUUGGGAGUGUUAUCCUACGAGAUUUUUAGAAUCCUUGUCUAUCCCAGCUGGACUACGUGACAUCUCAGGAAAUCAUUCAUCAGCCACUUGAUGUGUUUGUUAACAUACCUGGAAUUCAACUACCUUCAGGGCAGACCUCAUCAAGUCAGAUGUGUGUUCCCAGCUGAGCUGACAGAGCUCCACCUGCUACAGACACAUUGCUUCUACUAUCUGAACAAGAAGCUGGAUUCUUGUGGGAAAUACUGUGGCAACGUUUGUGCUCUAUUACUGCAUGCAUUGCAUUAGAAAAGUGACCCACUCUGUUACGACUUGUCUACAUGGUUAAGCACUUCAUUUAACCAUCUUUUUGGCCAAAAGGACAGUUUUUCAUGUAACAAUGCUAGGACUAUAAAAGACUUUCAGUGUUCUUAGACCAUACAUAUCAGCUUUAAGGUAAUUUUU